Brachypodium distachyon (stiff brome) is the source of this 1579-nucleotide messenger RNA. Its product is annotated as atherin-like. Bases 866 to 1378 code for a protein of 170 amino acids. NCBI's taxonomy places the organism in Eukaryota, Viridiplantae, Streptophyta, Magnoliopsida, Poales, Poaceae. The record is from RefSeq and is a predicted model, not a curated record. The transcript is spliced from 3 exons.
GACCCAUCUACUACCGAUCUACCCAAGCCCACCAAGAGCGCACGUGCUCGUCUUCCUCCUGGGGACGAACACGCAACAUAAGCUGGAACGCGCUGCCGCGAUCUCCCUUCGAUCUUCUCAAUCUCGAGCGUUUUUCUUCAAAUUAAGACCAGAAAAUUAAUACCCAUCCGUCCACGAACCGAUUCAGUGAAUGUGUUGUCAGUUUGCAUACUUUAUUGCCCCGGGAAACCGACGCGUCCUGAAUGCCGUCCGUCAGCAUCCACCAGUCGAUCUCCCUCCUCGGACUAUAAAAGGAGACUCCUACCGCGUCAUACUGUGUCUCUGCCCAUCCUCCCUCAUUCUCCUGUUGAAAUUUUUGUCUCUAAAUCCCUGUACAUCCCGUGCCAUGGCCGUCUUCCUCCAUCGUCCAUCGCCUUCAUUGUUGAAAGUGAGCUCGCUCCGAAGCUCCGUUCCUCGAUUACUUGGACCAGGAAACUCUUGUAAUUGCCCUUUGUAUCUUUGACAAGGUUGGGCGAUCACGGGAAGCCAUUGGCCGCGCCACCUCCGACGAUCGAUAUCGACGCCACUUCGUGCACUGCUCACUGCCGUUUGGAGACGCCCCGAAGACCUCCAAGGAGGUCAUCUACUUCUUCGCGACCUCUUAGACUUCUUCCACGACCGCAACUACCCCGCGGAGGACUUCCUCGCUGUUUUCCCCAGCUCCGGCGAACUACUUCGUACACCCUGGAAGAAAGAAAAAGAACAGGAGGAAGAGCAAGGAUGAAGCUAGAGGAAAAGGCAGGCUCGCUACUGGCACCUCUCAAAUUGUAAAAGGCAAGGCCACAGGUACACAUCAUGUGAUGUACCAUUGAGACCCGACUUAGCCAUGAGAAAGACACAUCACAGGAGUAAUAGGAGGUUUCCAGCUGAAGGAGAAGGACAAGCAGCUCCUGCACCACCAGCUCCAUCACAGCAUAGCACUCAAACUGAAGGCAGUGCAAGAAUUGGUGCUACUGGCACCAGAGGAGCUGCAAAAAGGGCUAGAGCUGCUGCUCCACCAGCUAGAGCUACUGCAUUCAAGCCUCCAAGGGCCGGUGUUACUGCAACCAGGGCAUCUACAAGCACUGCACCACCAACAUCAGCAAAGCCAGCAGGUACCAGAGCCCCAACACCUGCUAGAAGUGCUCCAGCAACCAGGGCAUCUACCAGCACUGCACCACAGCCAUCUGUUAGGCCAACUAGAACAACUGCAAGUACACUACCGGCAAGGUACACUCAAGGAAUUGACCAGGGCCAAAGUUCAAGGAGCAAAUUGACACCAGUCAGAGGAAGAGGGAAAGCAAAAGGGAGCAGGGUUAUGCAGUACUUCACAGCCUCAAGGGGUGCAAAUGCCGAGUGACUGAAAGAUGUCCAUGUUAAGUUAUUUUGCUGUUUUAAUUUGAACAGUUAUGAAGUGUGAUGUGGUACUUCUCUAAGACAUGUCAUUUGAAGUGGUAGUUCUCUGAGACAUAACUCUAUAUUUUGGUACUUCUCUGAGACAUGUAAUCUGAAAUGGUAUUCUGAACCUUAUAUGAAAUGCACUUCUGAACCUUAUAUGCAA